AUGUCUUCUAUUGUGGAAUCAAUUAAGAACCUGGACAUCAAGUCCGACACUCCUGAGAAGACUAGAAAGGACCUGCAAUUCGAUAAAUCCGAAUUCAGAUAUCCUAACUAUGCUCCUACCUUUAACCCUGAGCAAAAGUACCCUCCCUAUGAACAAUUCGAGUUCAAAGACCCUGGUCUUUUGGCUGAUGAGAACCUAGCCAAUUUGUUCCCUAAUGGAUUACCAUCUACUGAUGCUGAUAAGAGAGCUCCUGCAAACACCCAAAUUGUCAAGUUUGGCUACUCACACAUUGAACUGACUCCUAAAUUCGGUUCCGAGAUUCGAGGUGUUCAAUUGAGUCAGCUUUCUGAUGAAGCUAAGAAUGAUUUAGCUAGAUUUGUUGCUGAGAGAGGUGUAGUUGUGUUCCGUGAUCAAGAUCUUCGUGAUCUUCCUAUUGAGCAAGCCCUUAAAUUUGCUGAACACUUUGGCCGUCAACACAUCCACCCUACUUCUGGAUCUCCUGAAGGUCACCCUGAAGUUCAUUUGGUUUACCGUGAUUCUAAGAGAAAGGUGUUUGACGAGUACUUUGCCAAGAAGAUCUCCUCUACUGCUUUCCACUCUGAUGUCACUUAUGAGCAGCAACCCCCUGGUACUACCUUUUUGGGAAUUUUAGACUCUCCAUCCACUGGUGGUGAUACCGUUUUUGCCGACACUGUCGAAAUUUACAACAGACUGUCACCGGAGUUCAAGAAGAGAUUACACGGACUUAAAGCCAUUCACUCUGCACACGAGCAAGCCGAGUUCUCCAGAGUCAGAGGUGGUGUUGUCAGACGUGAGCCUGUCAAGACAGCCCACCCUAUCGUCCGUACCCACCCCGUUACUAAGAAGAAGGCCAUCUUUGUAAACAACCAGUUCACUCGAUAUGUCGAGGGUUUCAAGAGCGAAGAGUCUGACUACCUCCUCAACUUCCUCUACGAUGUCAUUGCUAAGAGCGCCGAUACACAAGUCCGUGCCAAAUGGGAAGACGGAACUGUGGUUGUCUGGGAUAACCGACGAGCCGUCCACUCAGCUCUCCUCGACUGGGACGCCGAGGGCCAGACCCGUCACGCUUUCCGUCUCACUCCCCAGGCCGAGGUUCCUUAUGAAACUCCUUUUGAGUAA
Sugiyamaella lignohabitans is the source of this 1140-nucleotide messenger RNA. RefSeq names its product Jlp1p (gene JLP1). Gene Ontology annotation, biological process: sulfur compound catabolic process. The transcript has a single exon. The record is from RefSeq and is a predicted model, not a curated record. Gene Ontology annotation, molecular function: sulfonate dioxygenase activity. The coding region runs from base 1 to 1140 and encodes 379 amino acids. NCBI's taxonomy places the organism in Eukaryota, Fungi, Ascomycota, Dipodascomycetes, Dipodascales, Trichomonascaceae. Gene Ontology annotation, cellular component: cytoplasm.